AUGCAGACCAUCAUAAUAUCAAUACUGACCUUUGGCUUAGCUUUUGGCAAAGUACAAAUACUAGACUAUACGAACUCACAAAUAAUAGCAAUAAAGGAAGGACUAGCAAAAAUAACAACAGGAAAUUUUAAAAUCAUUCAUGACGUCGACUUGGACCAGUAUGAAAAAGUGACUUCGGACAUAGCAACUACUCUCAAUACUGACGCAUUUAAGAGCGAUCCAUUAUAUCCUUACCUUUCCCAUGAACUACUACAAACUCAAGAACUUUUAAGCAAUUUAAAACCGAAAAUAGAAAAAAAUCCUUAA
Hermetia illucens (black soldier fly) is the source of this 306-nucleotide messenger RNA. RefSeq lists its product as uncharacterized. The record is from RefSeq and is a predicted model, not a curated record. Lineage: Eukaryota; Metazoa; Arthropoda; Insecta; Diptera; Stratiomyidae. The transcript has 2 exons. The coding region runs from base 1 to 306 and encodes 101 amino acids.